GGCGAAGCUGCACAAAAUGUCAUCAAAUUGUGCACGCCUCAUCAAGCUCAUUAUUAUUGUUGUUUUUGUAACACUCUCUCUCGAGUCUCUCGAGGACUGAUGUUGCUGCACACAGCAUAAUAAUGAUAGGGAGAUAUGAUGUCGGAGGAAGUCGGAGGCUGUCAAGCUUGGACUUGGGAAGAACCUGACCGGCGGGGCGGCCGGGAGUCGCAGACAAUGAAGCCCGUCCUCUCCGCUCCGGAGGCCCAUCAAUGGGCGUCUAUGCUCGUCGAUGGCAGAAGGGUCGCGGCGCGCGCACGUGGAGGCGGAAAAGGGUAGACCUGUGGUGGGAGCGUCGCGCAGUCUCGUCAGCAGCGGCGCACAGCAAAAGGGUCGCGUCGCCCAAGAGGAAAGCUACUGGUGGUGGUGAGGGCGCACGGCGGUUUAUAUGUCUAUGGGCCUCGUCUUGUUGAGACGGGCAAGGCCGGAGAGCAGACUGGUCGUGAUACCAACCACCACGCCGCCGUCGGGCCAGGAGGAUGACAGCCAAUCACAGCCCUCGACACGGACAGGUGCGCAGGGGGUCCGAGCUCCCUUCCCCUAGAACAAAACAGGCCGACGAUUAAGCGUGCCUUCUUGCGCAAAAUCUGCGCUCGCACUCUUUCCUCUCCCACACUUUCCCCGUGACAAGACCGUUCAGUCUCUUUCCAGCUCCGUCGUCCAUCCAUCACCAAACCUCGCUCUCCCUCUCCGCUCCAUCCAUCACCGACACCCCCCCUCCCCAUCAACUUCCAUCUCCUCCAUCCCGUGACAGCUUCCAUUUCCAUCACCGCCACCACCAUGUCUUCCUCUCUGCGCAUGGCCGUGCCCAAGAUGGCCUCUGUGGCCGCUCAGAGCACCACCAAGGUCGCUCGUCCAGCUCAGUUCCAGCACUUCACCCGCGCCUACUCUGCUGCCACCCGCAACACCGCCACCUUCAACACCAUGAAGCGCACAUCCACCAUGCUUCAGGCUGCCCGCACCAAGGUCUCCCCCAUCGGUGCCCAGGCCAAGCGCGCCUACUCCUCCGAGAUGGCCAACGCCCUCGUCCAGGUCUCCCAGAACCUCGGUAUGGGUAGCGCUGCCAUUGGUCUCGGUGGUGCUGGUAUCGGUAUUGGCCUCGUCUUUGCCGCCCUCCUCAACUCGGUCGCCCGCAACCCAUCUCUCCGUGGUCAACUCUUCUCCUACGCCAUUUUGGGUUUCGCUUUCGUCGAGGCCAUUGGUCUCUUCGACCUCAUGGUUGCCAUGAUGUGCAAGUACGUUUAAGCGACUCGAAUUACAGCAUAGCGGGAUCCCUUUGGCCGGAGUAUUGUAACAGUAACGACCAAGAGCAUCGGGGAAUAGACUCCACGAGAGAAGAGAGGUCUACAAGGCGGUAUCUGCGCGCUCAGUCGAAGCUGACACUCCUGUACAUACUCGACUACUCCGAGCUUGGCUCGACCCUCCUCAUAGCAUGAGGAAAAACCACUUCCAUUUGUCCUGUCUUUCUCCAUCUCUUGAUUGGUGAUUCCACCCUCUUUUCUCACAUUUGGGGGGAGGCCGAGUUGGCCUAGCCGGGCACAUCCGACGAAGCACUUGGCAUGACAUGGUCUGGUCCAUCGGUAUUAUGCACUACUGACACUACUGACUACUGAACAACACAGCACGCAGAUGUGGGCGCACGCGAGAUGGACGAGCGAAACUUUGAGACACACCACACAGCCUCGACGCU
Messenger RNA from Sphaerulina musiva SO2202, 1729 nucleotides. RefSeq names its product ATP-synt_C-domain-containing protein. Bases 820 to 1284 code for a protein of 154 amino acids. Gene Ontology annotation, molecular function: proton transmembrane transporter activity. The transcript is spliced from 4 exons. The record is from RefSeq and is a predicted model, not a curated record. NCBI's taxonomy places the organism in Eukaryota, Fungi, Ascomycota, Dothideomycetes, Mycosphaerellales, Mycosphaerellaceae. Gene Ontology annotation, biological process: proton transmembrane transport; proton motive force-driven ATP synthesis.